AGCACAAUGUCCACAACCCCUGCCAGCAAUGGGGUGUUUGUCGUCAUCCCGCCCAGCAACGCCAGCGGCCUCCGCCCAUCUCCAGCCAUUCUGCCUACCUCCAUGUGCCAGCCUCCAGGGAUCAUGCAGUUUGAGGAGCCACCACUGGGGGCGCAGACACCAAGGGCCACUCAGCCCUCUGACCUGCGGCCCAUGGAGACAUUCCUGACAGGAGAGCCCAAAGCUUUAGGGACGGUGCAGAUUCUCAUUGGCCUCAUCCACCUGGGCUUCGGCAGCGUGCUGCUCAUGGUCCGCCGUGGCCAUGUAGCCAUGCUCUUCAUUGAAGGCGGUGUCCCCUUCUGGGGAGGAGCCUGUUUCAUCAUUUCGGGGUCCCUCUCUGUUGCUGCAGAGAAGAAUCACACCAGCUGUCUGGUGAGGAGCAGCCUGGGCGCCAAUCUCCUCAGUGCCGUGGCAGCCUUUGCUGGGACAGCCAUUCUGCUCAUGGAUUUUGGGGUUACUAACUGGGAUGUGGGCAGAGGCUAUCUGGCUGUGUUGACUAUCUUCACCAUCCUGGAAUUCUUCAUCGCAGUGAUUGCCACCCACUUUGGGUGCCAAGCUACCCGUGCCCAAGUCAACACCCCCGUGAUUUUUCUGCCAAACGCCUUCAGCACAGACUUCAACAUCCCCAGUCCGGCAGCCUCUCCACCCCCCGCCUAUGACAAUGUGGCAUACAUGCCCAAGGAGUCCUCUGAGUAG
Messenger RNA from Chrysochloris asiatica (Cape golden mole), 735 nucleotides. RefSeq names its product membrane-spanning 4-domains, subfamily A, member 15 (gene MS4A15). Gene Ontology annotation, cellular component: plasma membrane. The transcript is spliced from 6 exons. Gene Ontology annotation, biological process: cell surface receptor signaling pathway. Lineage: Eukaryota; Metazoa; Chordata; Mammalia; Afrosoricida; Chrysochloridae. The coding region runs from base 7 to 735 and encodes 242 amino acids. The record is from RefSeq and is a predicted model, not a curated record.